Pomacea canaliculata is the source of this 918-nucleotide messenger RNA. RefSeq names its product mucin-2-like. The record is from RefSeq and is a predicted model, not a curated record. The transcript has a single exon. The coding region runs from base 1 to 918 and encodes 305 amino acids. NCBI's taxonomy places the organism in Eukaryota, Metazoa, Mollusca, Gastropoda, Architaenioglossa, Ampullariidae.
AUGGUAGAAGUUGAUUGCCAGACUGUCACUGGCAUUGAAUACUUCAGUUCUGGCGAGGUUGUCACCUGUGAUGUUGAUCAGGGGCUCAUCUGCAACAAUGUAGAUAACGAGCCAGUCCCAUGCAACGACUACAAAAUCCGCUACAGAUGUGAAUGUCUCCAGCAACCUACUGCGCAGCCAACUGGUACAUCAGGCGAAUCACCUUCUGCUUCACCACCAAGCAUUAGUGGACAAACGCCAUCCAUUUCUCCGACAGCUCAAACUGGAGGCACACCGACUCCGGCUCCUGGUAGAUGCACACCUGGAUGGACCACUUGGAUCAACACACCCUCAACAAACGACGGUGACCGCGAGCAACUAACAACCGAACAGAAACAACAACUGUGUCCUAAUGGCAAGAUGGUAGAAGUUGAUUGCCAGACUGUCACUGGCAUUGAAUACUUCAGUUCUGGCGAGGUUGUCACCUGUGAUGUUGAUCAGGGGCUCAUCUGCAACAAUGUAGAUAACGAGCCAGUCCCAUGCAACGACUACAAAAUCCGAUACAGAUGUGAAUGUAUUGAAACACCAACCACACAGCCAGUUACUCAGACCCCAGCUGUAACCCAGCCAACUGGUUCUACUUGUAUUUCCGGCUGGUCAGCUUGGAUUAAUCGCGACAAACCAACUACAGGUGAUGGUGAUAUGGAAAAGUUGACAGACAGUGAGCUCGUGCAGUUCUGUGGUGUCGGAGGAAAGAUAACAGAAAUCGACUGUCAGACUGCAAGUGGCAUCGAAUACUUUAGUUCGGGCGAGGUUCUUGUCUGCGAUCUUACGCAGGGUUUACAUGCAAGAACUCAGACAACUUCCCAGUCGACUGUAGCGACUAUCAAGUCCGGUACAGAUGUGACUGUGGCGAGACGCCUACUCAGGCUCCAGUGA